CUAAACAUCCGGUUGCCAACUCUACUUCCGUAUAGUAUGUCCAUCUCUGAUGAGAGAAGAAAAACACUUUGACAGACUCCUUUAGAAAAAUAUGAUCAGAUUAUUCUCCCUCAAACAGAAGAAGGAUGGAACCGAUCCUGCCGACCGUGGGGGUAGUCAGAAGAAGGCAUCGGCUGCCCAGUUGAGGAUACAGAAAGAUAUGAAUGAAUUAAAUUUACCCAAAACUUGCCAAGUUAACUUUCCUGAUCCCGAUGAUCUUUUAAAUUUCAAAUUAGUGAUUUGUCCAGAUGAGGGUUUCUACCGAGGUGGAAGGUUCAUGUUUAGUUUCAAAGUCGGCCCUGGCUACCCACAUGACGCACCCAAGGUGAAAUGCGAAACGAUGGUUUACCACCCAAAUAUUGACCUGGAAGGGAACGUUUGCUUAAAUAUAUUAAGAGAAGAUUGGAAACCUGUACUCACCAUUAAUUCUAUAGUUUAUGGUUUGCAGUAUUUAUUUUUGGAACCAAAUCCUGAAGACCCCUUAAACAAAGAAGCGGCUGAAGUAUUACAGAACAACCGACGACUGUUUGAGCAGAAUGUGUCGAAAUCCAUGCGUGGCGGCUACGUUGGUUCCACAUACUUUGAGCGGUGUUUAAAGUAAUAGUCUGUUUAUGCACACAUUAUACAUACAUGCACAUUAUACACACAUACACACACACAUGCUGAUACAUACAUGCAGACAUGUAAAUACAUAUGUAUAGGUAUACAUGAGUGAAUUAAGAUAUAUAUGCCUGUAUAUAUAUAUAUAUAUAUAUAUAUAUAUAUAUAGUAUGUGUCUACUUAUAUAUGUAGUGUGUAUGUAUGUAUAUAUGUGUGUGUAUAUAUAUAUAUAUAUAUAUAUAUAAAAACAUGCAUAUAUAAUGUAAUGUAUAUCUUGUGUAUACAUAUAUGUGUGUGUGCGUGUGGAUAUAUGUGUA
Molecule: messenger RNA, 956 nt
Organism: Octopus bimaculoides (California two-spot octopus)
Lineage: Eukaryota; Metazoa; Mollusca; Cephalopoda; Octopoda; Octopodidae
Product: NEDD8-conjugating enzyme Ubc12
Source: RefSeq, a predicted model, not a curated record